AUGCAGGAGCAAAAAAGAAGUGCCAAUGCAGUUGCAAUCAUGGAUGGAGCAAUGGGAACUUUACUGGAGGAUUAUGGAGUAGAUAUGGAUAAGGCAAGUCCCAUGUGGUCAUCCACUGUUCUUCUUUCGAACCCAGAAUUGGUUCAACGUGCUCAUCAGGCUUAUAUAGAUGCAGGUUGUGAUGUGCUACUUACAUGCACGUACCAAAUGUUUGAGGAAGGAUGCACAGCAUCAGGAGUAACGAUGUCUGAUUUAGUCGAUUCCGCAGUUAAGGUCGCACGUCUUAGAAUGCCAUUACGAAAGAAAGAGGUGAAUUUAAAAUUAAAUAAUAAAUGGAGUAAUACUUUAACUGGUCCAUCACAUAUUUUUGCCCCUUUAUUUUCUUCUUUAGAAGAUCCAUCAGAAAGAUAUGUUUUGUUAGCUGGUAGUUUGGGUCCAUAUGGUUGUUCUUUUCCAGGAGGUCACGAAUAUCGUGGUGAUUAUGAAGUGAAUGAUUCUCUUAUUGAUACAUUUCAUGGUGGACGAUUAUUAUCUUUUGUGGGAGAAUCAGGUGAAAAAGCUUUUCUUAAGGUGGACUUUUUGAUUUUGGAAACUUUUCCUAAACUGGAUGAGGCAGUAAAGGUAUUGUUGUGGAUGCAGCAGCAGAAGGAGUUUCCAAACAAAAUUCUCGCUACAGCGCCGGUAUGUUUAAGCUUUGUCUCUGCUCCCAUAGAGUCAUUCUUUCCAGAAGACGGUGAUGAUAAGGCGUUAAGUGAAUGGUGGGAAUUACAAGAAUCACAAUCACGUCUUCCAGAUGGUAAUACGUUUGAAGAUGCACUCAUUAAACUUCAAAAAUGUAAUGCACUUGGAUUGGCGGGUAUUGGUUGUAAUUGUUCUCUUCCACUUGAAGUAAGUUUUAUGGCCAGUGUCAUGUUGAAAAAGAAACGUCUUGAUAAGGAAAAUCCUCUUGCCUUACUUAUUUACCCAAACUCAGGUGAGUUUUUUGGAAAUGGAGAGUGGUAUUAUAAAAAGGAGAUCAAAAAAGAUUUAUUAAUGGGAUUAGGAAAAGAAGAAGUUGAUUCCAUACAGACACUUAAAAGAAAACUGGCAACGGGCCAUGGUGAUAUCUGCACUUCCUUACAGUUUAUUUUACAGCUUCUGCAUCAGCGAGAUGAGACGGAAGAUUGGUUAUUCAAAGUGAUUUUGUAUGGAGGUUGCUGUCGUUCCACACCGGAAGACACUACAGCACUAAAGCGUGUGUGUUUGGGUUCUUGA
This is a messenger RNA of Trypanosoma theileri, 1254 nucleotides long. Its product is annotated as cytidine triphosphate synthase. Gene Ontology annotation, biological process: S-methylmethionine cycle. Bases 1 to 1254 code for a protein of 417 amino acids. Gene Ontology annotation, molecular function: S-adenosylmethionine-homocysteine S-methyltransferase activity. Lineage: Eukaryota; Euglenozoa; Kinetoplastea; Trypanosomatida; Trypanosomatidae. The transcript has a single exon. The record is from RefSeq and is a predicted model, not a curated record.